GCGCCGUGAGAUCGUUUACGUAAAUGGUCAAGGGUCGCGACAGAUAACGGAACAUCGAUAAGAAAGUGACGUCGCGAUAAAACGCGAAUUAUCAGGGAUAACGGCGCAGCGCGCAGAUCUGAGAAGAAGCGCGACUCGAGUUCUCUCUCUCGCGAGAGAGUUCGAUGUUCGUAGUUCGACCCACGCGCCAAGAGAUUCGUUUUCGCGCGAGUGUUUUUGAGCGGCUGAUGCGCGCGGUUGCGCGAUUCGCACGAAUGCACAAUGCCUUUAAUUGCGGAGGGAGACGAGGAAGCCGGGCGGGAGCGAGCGACUUUGAAGUUCUCGCAAUGCGUGGGUUUGCUUGUGGCGACACUCGCCGCGUUCUCUAUCGGCACAUAUCUGUCGUGGACAUCCUCCGUCUUGCCGCUCUACAACAGGAAGGACACGUUAUCUAUCAGUAACCAGGAGGCCUCAUGGAUCUCCUCGCUGCUCCCUCUCGGCGCUAUCCCGGGCGUCGUGCCGGCGAAAAUGCUGGCAAACAGAUUCGGCCGGAAGAGAACGAUCUGGGCCACCAGCGUGCCCUUGUUUUCGUGCUGGUACAUUAUCGCAUUCGCGCGGAACAAGAUUUGGCUUUUUCUGGCACGGCUCGUGGCCGGGGCGGCAUGUGGCGCAGCAUCCGUACUUGUUCCCAUGUUCAUUUCCGAGAUCGCCGAGCAGAGCACCAGAGGCUUACUUGGCACAGUUUUCCAGUUGCAGAUCACCGCCGGGAUCCUCUUCGCGUACGCCACCGCUUUCACCGAUAGUCUGCACGUCAUCGCGAUAUUGUGUUCCGCGGCGCCUGGGCUGCUUUUGAUCUCCCUGCCGUUCGUGCCGGAAUCAUCGGCGUGGCUGGUCAGCCAAGGUCGGAGGAACGAGGCGUACGACUCACUCAGGCACUUCGGAGGGUCGUCUCGCGAUCGCAUCGAGACGGAAUUGACGAGGCUCGAGCUGCGGGUCGCGGAACCGCGAGCUGGUAUCUCGGAUCUGAGGCACCACCGGCGGCCGAUCUGCAUCGCGCUUGGUUUAAUGAUUUUCCAGCAGCUCUCCGGCGUCAACGCACUGAUAUUUUACGCGAGUAGGAUCUUUGACGCCACAGGCGUCUCGUCGCCGACUCCCAUCAUGUCGUCGGUAAUCGUCGGAGCCGUGCAAGUGAUCGCCGCCUGUUCCUCGAUUGUUAUAAUCGAGCGAGCAGGUAAAAAGAUACUGUUGUUCAUCAGCGCGUCAGUGAUGGCCACCUGCAUGUUUACGCUGUCAGGAUACUUCCACUUUCAGAUCUCGCACGAUCUCUCGAGCGUCUUCUGGAUCCCGUUGCUUUCGCUCGCGAUAUUCGUCGCGAUUUUCAGCCUCGGCUUCGGUCCCAUACCAUGUAUGAUGGUUGACGAGCUCUUCAGCAAUAACGUGAAGAGCGUAGCCAGUUGCGCCACUGCGAUGUGCAACUGGACGUUGGCUUUUCUGGUGACCAGAUGCUUCCAGAAUAUGGUGGACCUCAUGGGGAUCUCCUCGUCCUUCGCCGCGUUCGGCAUGACAAGCUUGAUCGGCACCGUGUUUGUCUCCGCGUUGGUACCGGAGACAAAGGACAGAAGCAUAGAGGAGGUCCAGAUUGAAUUGUACCGAGCUCGUAAUAGGUCUGCGAGAGAGUCGAUGACCGAAACACGGCGGGACAAGGUGCGCGCGAUUGAAACCUGCUCGACUGCGGAAGUCACAAGCGCGGUCACUGACACGUAGCGCCAUACAUCUCACAUGAACUCUGACAUAAACUCUGUAACGUGCCUCUUCGUAAACUGCCGACAGCGAAAAUCAAUUUACAUUCAACGUCAGAAGCGCGCAACCUUAAAGGCUUCUGCCUUUAAGCUCAACGGAUCUCAGCGUGUUCUCUGACAACUGUAACUACAGAACACGAUAUAGAUUGAUAAUAGACAAAAAAGAGAAAUA
Odontomachus brunneus is the source of this 1950-nucleotide messenger RNA. RefSeq names its product facilitated trehalose transporter Tret1-like. NCBI's taxonomy places the organism in Eukaryota, Metazoa, Arthropoda, Insecta, Hymenoptera, Formicidae. Gene Ontology annotation, biological process: carbohydrate transport; transmembrane transport. Gene Ontology annotation, cellular component: membrane. The record is from RefSeq and is a predicted model, not a curated record. The transcript has 6 exons. The coding region runs from base 262 to 1743 and encodes 493 amino acids. Gene Ontology annotation, molecular function: sugar transmembrane transporter activity.